Molecule: messenger RNA, 2299 nt
Organism: Phyllopteryx taeniolatus (common seadragon)
Lineage: Eukaryota; Metazoa; Chordata; Actinopteri; Syngnathiformes; Syngnathidae
Gene: ddx51
Product: DEAD (Asp-Glu-Ala-Asp) box polypeptide 51
Exons: 16
Coding region: 141-2153 (670 amino acids)
Cellular component (GO): nucleus
Molecular function (GO): ATP binding; nucleic acid binding
Source: RefSeq, a predicted model, not a curated record
AGAAGAAGAAGAAAAACAAGAAGAAGAAGAAGCAGAAGAAUUAAAAACAAGAAGAAGAAAAACAAGAGGAAAAACCAAAAGAAGAAGAAGAAAAAGAAAAAGAAACGCAAAAGCAUAACAAAAUCAUUAAUUUCGGAGGAAUGUCCUUGUUUCUUGUAAACAGGUAUCUUGGAGACGAUGAAGAUGGGACGACUUCAAAGGAGUCCAGAUCCCUGGCGCUACUGGCGAAACUGCAUCAAAAGGCAAAAGAGAAGCAGAAGCAAGGUUUAACAGAGGAGCGAGUAAAGAGUUCGGAAAAACACACUGCUGAUCUUGAUGCGAAAAAGAAAAGAAAGGCCGACAAUGACAGCAACCAGGAAAGUCAAAUAUGUAAAAAGAGGAAAUCAAAGGCUGCAAUCCCGAACGUAUCGGACCGCAUGCAACAAGAGCCUCGUGAGGGUGAAGAGAAGAGAAGGAAGAGAGGUGCGAGUCAUGAGAAGCAAAAGGUUGAGCAGUCAGUUUCAGGCUGCGUAUUUAAUAGACUUUCAGAGGCAAAUGUCACCGGCAGCGAUGGGGAGGUUGGAAGGAGAGACGAUAACAUCCCAAAAGAAACCUCAAGGAAGUCUUCCGUUCCGUCUGGUUUCAUGGUUCUGGGCGGAUUCGAGAACAAAACAGUACAAAAGGUUCGCAGAGUUCUACCUCAGUGGCUGGCUCAGCCUGAUGUUAUCCCCAGGGACAUGAGAAGUCAACUGGUGCCUUGCUCUGACAUCAGAGGACUUACUGUGCCGCUGCUGAACAAACUCCAUCAUCAUGGAAUUAAGAACUUCUUUCCAGUGCAAGCAGAGGUCAUCCCGACCAUUUUGGAGGGCGCACAGCAUGGACUACUGAUUGGACAAGCUGGUUACAAACCCAGAGAUGUUUGUGUUUCUGCUCCAACGGGCAGUGGCAAGACUCUGACUUUUGUCAUCCCUGUAAUACAAGUGCUGAUGAAAAGGGUUGUGUGCGAAGUCCGUGCCUUGGCUGUGCUACCGACCAAAGAGCUCGCACAGCAGGUUUGCAAGGUUUUCACAUCAUACGCUGAGGGGACCACCCUGAGAGUGGCCAUGCUGGCAGGCCAGAAGUCAUUUGCAGCAGAGCUGGCUUCACUUUCUGAGCAGAGAGGUGGGAUGAGACGCAGUUUGGCUGAUAUUGUUGUGGCCACUCCAGGUCGACUUGUUGAUCACAUUAACAAGAACUCAGGCUUCUCUCUGGAUCAUCUUAGGUUUCUUAUUAUUGAUGAGGCAGACAAGAUGAUUGACAGCAUGAAUCAGUCUUGGCUCAGUCAGGUAGUAAAGGCAGUGUGCCGAACGGCGGACCAGAGACCAGAGAACGUGUCCAUCUUCAGGCGAAGAGCACCCUUGUAUGUCACAGCAGCGAGUCUGUCUCCUCCUCAAAUGCCACUUCAGAAGCUGCUUUUCUCUGCCACACUCACCCAAAAUCCAGAGAAAUUGGAGCAGCUGGGCCUUCACCAGCCAAGACUUUUCAGUUCUGCCAACCCUGGGAGUUGCUUUAACUGUCCUCAGCCAGUUGUUGACUCCCAUACAUCUGAACUGUUUGACUUCCCCCAAAGUCUGACGGAGUUUUAUGUGCCUUGUACACUCAGCAAAAAGCCUCGCAUCAUCCUCCACUUCAUCCUGCGCAUGAAGCUCAGCCCCAUUCUUUGUUUUGUCAACUCCAGAGUGAGCGCUUACAGACUUCACCUGCUGAUACAGCUCUUUGGUGGCAUUCAAGUCGCAGAGUUCUCCUCCCGACUGUCUCCCAGAGAAAGAAAGAAGAAGCUGAAGGAAUUUGAACAGGGGAAGAUCCAACUGAUGAUCAGCACCGAUGCCGCUGCCAGAGGCAUUGACAUCUCUGGGGUCAAAUGUGUUGUGAACUAUGAUGCUCCGCAGUACAUCAGGACGUACAUUCACAGAAUUGGAAGAACUGCAAGAGCUGGAAAAGCUGGUCUGGCCUUCACCUUCCUGCUUGGAGUACAGGAAAAGAACUUCCUUCAGAUGGUGAUGGAAGCAGGGAGUCCAGGGAUCCAAAAGCAGAUCGUUAAACCUGCAAACCUGAGGAGUUUGGAAGGCCGAUAUGAACAAACACUGCAGGAGCUUGCUGCUGUCAUUAAGGAGGAAAGAGUGCACAUGAAAUGAGGCCAUCUUUUAUGAGCUGACGGAAGAUUAGUUGGAAUGGAAUAGAUGGAGAAUGUUUUUUUUUAUUGUUACAAUACUGAUACAACUUUAUUCAGUUUGUAUGUAUAACGCAUGACUGGUUAAUAAAUACUUACAGCCUGCUGUUA